Aphidius gifuensis is the source of this 2532-nucleotide messenger RNA. RefSeq names its product dynamin-like. The record is from RefSeq and is a predicted model, not a curated record. Gene Ontology annotation, molecular function: microtubule binding; GTP binding; GTPase activity. Lineage: Eukaryota; Metazoa; Arthropoda; Insecta; Hymenoptera; Braconidae. The transcript is spliced from 13 exons. Gene Ontology annotation, cellular component: cytoplasm; membrane; microtubule. Bases 283 to 2178 code for a protein of 631 amino acids.
AUUCCAGUGAAAGGUUUCAUUGACUGAGUGUUGUGCUGUUAUUUCCAUAACUAUAAAUAAAAAAAUUUUAAUUCAUUUUUUGAUUUGUCAAGACGGAUUUUAAUUAUUUACUUUUAUUAUUCAUUCACUAAAAUAAUAGAUUAUUAUUAAUAAUAAUAAUCUGGUUAUUUUACAAUUUAACAUCAGUUGAAGGAGCAUAUGAUAAAAAACCAAUACGAGAAAAAAUUUGAUUAAAAAUUUUUCAAUAUAAAUUCUGAAAAAAACAAUCAAACAAAUAGAAAAAUGGCUGGUAUCAGUGGAAUGGACAGUUUAGUUUCAAUUGUAAAUCGUCUUCAGGAUGUAACAACUCGUUCAAGAGUUACAUUCGAAUGGGAUUCACCACAAAUUGCGCUUGUUGGAGGCCGAAGUGUUGGGAAAAGCUCUUUAAUUGAAAGCUUGGUUGGAAGGGACUUUUUGCCACGAGGCUACGGUAUGGUUACAAGACGACCCCUCAUAUUGCAAUUAAUCAACAACGGAAAUGAAGAUCCAGAUUAUGCCGAGUUCCUACAUUGCUCAGAUAAAAAGUUUACUGAUUUUAAUCAUGUUAAACAAGAAAUUGAAGAGGACACUAACCUUGUCAUUGACAGAAAAGAAGACAUCUCACAUAAUCCAAUUAAUCUUCGAAUAUAUUCCUCGAAAGUGUUAAAUUCUACUUGGAUUGAUCUACCUGGUUUUACCAAAGUUCCAAUCGAUGAUCCACGAUAUGAAAUUGAGAGUAAAAUUCACAAAAUAAUACUCGACUAUAUUUCAAAUGAAUCGUGUGUUAUUUUGGCUGUUACACCUGCAAAUAUGGAUCUUGCAAAUAGUGUCGCCCUACAAAUUGCUAAGGAGGUAGAUCCACAAGGAUUAAGAACCAUUGGUGUUAUAACUAAACUGGACCAGUUAGAUGAAAAAACAGAUGUCCGUGAAAUUUUUGAAAAUCGUCUAUUACCAUUACGACGUGGCUACAUUGGUGUUGUCAAUCGUGGCUCAAAGGCUAUCGAUGAAAACACAGAUAUAGCUGAUGCACUUCACGAUGAAAAAUCUUUUUUUAAAAACCAUGAGUCGUAUAAACAUAUGGCAGAUAAAUUGGGAACACCAUAUCUUCAAAAGAUAUUGAAUCAACAGCUCGUUGUUAACAUUCGUGAAAGUUUGCCAUCUUUGCGAAAAAAAUUACUGGAUCAAAAAACUUUAUACGAAAAAGAUUUGAGCAUGGAGGACAUGAAUAUUGAUGAUUUAGCAUCAAAAACAACAUUGAUGAUUCAGAUGAUUGAUAAACUCCGUUUACAAUUUGCAAACACGAUUGGUUGUUAUGAAUCCCAUGAAAUUGGAGAAUUUUUAAACGGAGGCUCAAAAAUAUGCCACCUGAUGCAUGAAAAAUUGUCAGAAGAAAUUUCGGCAUUGACAUCUGCCGGUAAUAACACUGUACGUCGAGAAAUAAAACUCGCCAUUCUUAAUAUCCGUGGUGUACGACUUGGCAUGUUCACUCCAGAUACAGCCUUCGAAGCAGUUGCUAAAGAACAAAUCAGGCGUUUGAAGAAACCAGCUCUUGAUUGUGUCAGUGAGGUGACAGAAGAACUGAAUCAACUUCUACAUGAUUGCACCAAAGUGAUGUCUCGUUAUCCUUCAUUCCAAGAAAUUACUGAAGAAAAAUUGAUAACAUAUUUAAAACAAUGUGAAGAAAAAUGCAAAAAACAGUUGUGUGAUCUUGUGGAAUUUGAAUUAUCAUACAUCAACACAAAACAUGUUGAUUUCAUUGGACUUGAAAAAGCCACUGAAAAAUCUUACAAGAAUACACUUUCUAUGAAAUUUCCAAAUGAUGAUGCUGAUUUGUAUGAAAAAUUUUCAACAAAUACAAAAAUGACUCAAGAAGUUUAUAAAUUUAAAAUUUUAAUCGAUUCAUACAUGGACAUUGUUACUAAAACUGUGCAGGAUCUUGUUCCUAAAAUCAUCAUGUUCAUGAUCAUUGAAAAUGUCAAGCAUUUUAUCAAUGUUGAGCUUCUGUCUCAACUUGUAGGCAGUGAAGAUGUUAUUCAACUUAUGGAGCUUUGCGAAGCUGAAAAAAUCAAGCGAGAUCAUCUAACACAAAUGUAUGAGGCAUCGAAUGAUGCAUUGAAAAUUUUGAGCCAAGUUUCUGCAUCACUUGCGGCAUAUAACUAACUUGAAUGACUUGGUCUUUUUUUUUUUUUUUAAACUUUUAUAGUGAUGAUUUAAUUCAUUUUCGAAAUUAUCAACAGGAAAUGUUUGUUACUCAAACUUUAUCAUUGUAAAACAUGAGAUAAUAAUGACCAUGAAAUAUUGUUUAUCUUCAAGUAUUAGAUAUUAAUCAUUUUUUUAUGUAUUUCAUGAUUUUUAAUAUUAAAUAAAAUUGAACAAUUUGUAUUCAUGCAAACACGUGGAGUAAUUAUUUAUGUGAUAAUUUCUGUACACAAUAUCAUUGGAUUUCUUGGAAUAGUUAUUGAAAUUUUACGUUAUCAUUUUUGUACCAAAAAAGAACUGUUUAGACUUCUGAGU